Molecule: messenger RNA, 1287 nt
Organism: Manihot esculenta (cassava)
Lineage: Eukaryota; Viridiplantae; Streptophyta; Magnoliopsida; Malpighiales; Euphorbiaceae
Product: dr1-associated corepressor homolog
Biological process (GO): regulation of DNA-templated transcription
Cellular component (GO): nucleus
Molecular function (GO): protein heterodimerization activity
Source: RefSeq, a predicted model, not a curated record
UCCUUUUCCCAGUUUCAAAUUUAGUUCCCAUCUUCAAAAUUUCUCUGUUUUUGUUUUUUUUUUUUAUAUAUAUAUAUAUUCUUAUCUCCUCUCCAAUAGCACUAACAGACUGACUACGCCAUAGCCACGCGGGAUUUUUCUAGGGUUUUCCCUUUACCCUGUGCGCCAUGAGGAAGAAACUCGACACUCGUUUCCCAGCAGCUCGGAUUAAAAAGAUUAUGCAAUCUGAUGAGGAUAUAGGAAAGAUUGCCAUGGCUGUGCCUCUUCUUGUCUCUAAAGCUUUGGAGCUAUUUUUGCAAGAUCUAUGUGAUCAGACAUAUGCAAUAACUCUGCAAAGGGGAGCCAAGACCUUGAAUUCGUUGCAUUUGAAACAGUGUGUACACACAUUUAAUGUCUUUGAUUUUCUGAGGGAAAUUGUUGGCAAGGUUCCUGAUUUGGGGGAUUCUGAUGCUGUCGGGGAUGAUCAUGGUCUUGCCAAAAGAAGGAAAGUUGCUGAUGAUGAAGAAGAUAAUGACAGCAAUGAGGAGUUCAAUAGGAGCAGAAUGCAUGAUACUGCUCAGGCAAGUGGCAGUGGCAGUGGCAGUGGCAGAGGAAGGGGUAGAGGCAGAGGUCGAGGUCGGGGACGAGGCAGUAAAGCUGGAGAGAGAGAUGCAGCCACGAAGUUUGAGAAAUUUGAAGAUGUGGAUAAUAGUCAUCAGGAUGUCAAUUGCAGUCCAAUUAUAGAGAAGUUAUAUACUGUUGAUGAACUUGAAGCCUUGAAGGAGAAUAUCCUAGAUGGUAAAAGUGCACAAGCCCCAGUUCAUGACUUUGAUCUGAAUGUAGACUUGGAUGAGAAUGGGGAGUCUAAAACAUUGUUAGUGGCUGCUCCCCCAAGUUCCACAGUAAAACCUAAUCCUGAAAUGAAGUUUGAAUUACCUGGCUGGUCACUUGCAGACGUUGAAAAGAUGGAUAUCGAUCCCAUUCAGCAAGCCAACUCAAAUAGAAAAGAUGAGGAUGAGGGAGAUUACGAUGAAGAAGGCUGAAGCCACCAUGUCCCUGUGCUGUAACCAGUUGCUUGCUCCCUGUAAGUUUUUAGUCCAGUUAUAGAUCCAAAGGUAGGAUGCUGACUGUAUAGAAGUGGUAGGAUUGAAAGUUUGAAACAAUUAUUCUAGAUUAGACUGAACCCGGAGGUUUCUUGUUGGCUUUGCCGGAAGCCUUUAAUAUAUUUUUCUGUAACAUGAACUAGUAAUAAUUACAAACAUUAUUGGCUUUCUAAGGCGUCACGAGAUUAAUCAAUUUUGUUCUGCC